AUGACGUCGUCAUCGUCUUCACCGCCGUUGACAAUAGCCGUGGUACCAGUAGCGAAUGUUGAAAUAAAUAAUGAUAAUAAUAAACAAUAUCUAUGCUUAUUUUCUCUCAUUACUGCUGGAUUAUUGGACCAAGACAUGGGUUCAGAUGAACAGGAAAUUAUCGAAAUGAUUUAUCUUAUUAUUGAUGCAGAUCAAAGAAAGAUGGUGGCUUUACAUCGUCAAUACAUACAACCAGUAUUCAUAGAAAAUUUGAAUGAUGAAAGCAAACAAACAAGCGGAAUUGAUGAAACACUGCUAUUUUCAUCAGAACUUGAUCUUAAUGGAGCAUUGAAUAAAUUCGAUGGAUUCUUACGUGAUCGGUAUCUACAUCCAGAUUUUGGUGUUAACUUAACAUUUAUUUGUGAGAAUUGUCUUCAUAUACGUCAAUGUCUUCAUCCGGAAAGUGUUAAAAAAUCAACAAUACCUUUGCCGAAUUAUUACUGGUCUUAUUUUGAUUUGAGAAAUGAAUUUAAACACAUGUAUAAAACAACUGAAUGUUACAAUAUAGAUACUAUGCUUGAAAAAUUGUCAAUUUCACCAAUAGAUGAAAUCGACUAUUGUAUGCGACAUAUUAGACAGAUGGAAUUAAUUGUUUAUCAAAUGUUAAAUAAUGGUUACCGUUUUGAACAACCCGAACAUGUUAUGACUCACUUACAACAGGGCAUAUGUUCAUUAGAAGAUAAUAUUGAAGAAAGUACAGUCGUUAGAGCACGCGGUUUACCAUGGCAAUGUACCGAUCAAGAUGUAGCCAAAUUUUUUCGGGGGCUUGAUAUAGAAAAGGGCGGUGUUGCCUUAUGUCUUAGUAGUCAAGGACGUCGCAAUGGCGAAGCAUUAGUUCGUUUUGUAUCAGCUGAACAUCGAGAACUGGCUCUGCGCCGGCACAAGCAUCACAUUGGACAACGUUAUAUUGAAGUAUAUAAAGCAUCGGGACGCGAUUUUCUCAAUAUUGCUGCAGGAUCCAAUUCAGAAGCUCAAGCAUUUCUACAACGCGAUGGUCAAAUUAUUAUUCGUAUGCGUGGUUUACCAUUUGAUGCUACAGCUAAAGAUGUGAUCGAGUUUUUUACUCGCGGCGAUACACCAACAUAUGCAGUUGAUGGUGAAGAUGGUGUUUUAUUUGUUCAUUAUCCUGAUGGUCGUAGUACAGGUGAUGCUUUUGUCAUGCUCAAAACAGAAAAUGAAGCAGCACAAGCGUUACUUAAACAUAAAGAAAUUAUGGGUACACGAUAUAUUGAACUUUUUCGUAGUACAACAGCUGAAGUACAACAAGUUUUUAGACGCAGUCAAGAUCCGAAAAAUUUUCAAACAUCAUUAAAAGAUAUACCUUUUGCACCUUUGCCAAUGUUGCCACCUGAAAUGCUAAGUGGUGCAAAUAAGAAAGAUUGCAUUCGUGUUCGUAAUUUACCUGUCGAAUGUGGUAUUGAACAAAUAUUGGAAUUUCUCGGAGUUCAUUCACAACAUAUUGUGGCACAAGGUGUUCAUAUGGUCUAUAAUGCACAUGGCCAACCAUCAGGUGAAGCAUUCAUACAAAUGAAUUCGGAAGCAGCUUCAUUCAAUGCAGCAGCACAUAAAAAUAAUAAAUACAUGUUUUUUAAUGGGAAAAAAAGAUAUAUUGAAGUAAUUCAAUGUUCAGGUGAAGAUAUGAAUCAAAUUUUACUUGGUCUUGUCCCAUCAAAUUUGAUUCCAGCUAAUGUUCAACGUCAACAAAUGUUUUCUCCUCAUCGAGCAGCACCACUUGUACCAAUAUCCACUAUUCCACACCAAAUGCUUCCACCAACAAUGCCUAUGUCUCUUGGUGCUUCAUCGCAAACAACAAAUAUAUCUAAUAAUUCUCUUUCAUCAUGUCAAUCUCAAAAUUCAACUAAUUCGGCAGUUAAUGGUCACGUACAAACGACUGCUAUGAAUGGACUUCAUCCGAAUGCAACUUAUUAUCCUAUGCAAGUCUUUUACUAUCCUACACCGCCGAUAUCUCCAUCGAUUUAUUUGCCAACAGGACAAAUGCAUCCAGGACCUGUCACACUUGUUCUACGAGGUGACAAUACCCAAUAUUAA
Molecule: messenger RNA, 2088 nt
Organism: Rotaria socialis
Lineage: Eukaryota; Metazoa; Rotifera; Eurotatoria; Philodinida; Philodinidae
Source: the annotation of a GenBank genome assembly